Messenger RNA from Abrus precatorius (Indian licorice), 2482 nucleotides. Its product is annotated as ankyrin repeat-containing protein ITN1-like. The record is from RefSeq and is a predicted model, not a curated record. The coding region runs from base 259 to 2043 and encodes 594 amino acids. Gene Ontology annotation, molecular function: protein phosphatase regulator activity; protein phosphatase 1 binding. Gene Ontology annotation, cellular component: plasma membrane. The transcript is spliced from 4 exons. NCBI's taxonomy places the organism in Eukaryota, Viridiplantae, Streptophyta, Magnoliopsida, Fabales, Fabaceae.
AUUGAGAGAAAGCAGCAGAUUAAGAUUUCAAUUCAUCCAUAAUGAUUGAGAAAAAGAUGGAGAAAAGGAAAAGUCCAAACUGAGUUGCUCCUCCUCCUCCUCCUCUGUCCUUCCCUGCACUUUCCUCUUUUAUCUGUUUCCACUUUUCUUCCACUCAUCUCUCUUCUUCCUCUCUCUCAUACUCAUCACCAAAACCAAAUCUUCUUCGCUUCCUACUUCCUUCCUUCACUUUCACUCUCUGCUCUGCCAUCGCCAGCCAUGUCAAACCAACAAGGUGGAGCUGCUCCUCUCGGCCAAGGCGAAAGGGACACCUCCGAAAAGGGUCCCGCCACACAAACCUAUAAUCCACUUUCCGAAAUAUCGCCGUCGCCGUCUCCGUCGUCGGCGACGGCGCCGGCGUUGGUACUGUCGAACUCAGGGAAGAGAAUCGAUCAAGCGGGGAAGAAGAAGUACGUGAAGCAAGUGACGGGGCGGCACAACGACACGGAGCUUCACUUGGCGGCGCAAAGGGGCGAUGUGGGUGCGGUGAAGCAGAUCCUUAUGGACAUCGAUUCUCAGAUAAUGGGUACUCUUAGUGGUGACGAUGAUGAUCUCAACGCUGAGAUUGCUGAGGUUCGUGCUUGUGUUGUGAAUGAAGAGAACGAGCUUGGUGAGACCCCUUUGUUCACUGCUGCUGAAAAGGGACACCUCGAUGUUGUUAAGGAACUUUUGAACCAUUCCUCCGCCGAUACUGUUUCCAAGAAGAACCGAUCUGGCUUUGAUCCCUUGCAUAUUGCUGCUAGUCAAGGCCACCAUGCCAUUGUUCAGGUUUUACUAGAUUAUGACCCGGGAUUGAGCAAAACGAUUGGUCCGUCCAAUUCCACUCCACUUAUAACUGCAGCAACAAGAGGGCACACAGAAGUGGUGAAUGAACUUCUGUCAAAGGAUCGUAGCUUGUUGGAAAUUGCUAGAUCCAAUGGCAAAAAUGCAUUGCAUUUAGCUGCUCGUCAGGGCCAUGUAGAGAUUGUAAAAGCCUUGCUCAGCAAAGAUCCACAGUUGGCUCGGAGGACAGAUAAGAAAGGGCAAACUGCAUUGCAUAUGGCUGUAAAAGGGCAGAGUUGUGAUGUGGUGAAAUUGCUUCUGCAAGCAGAUGCUGCUAUUGUCAUGCUUCCUGACAAAUUUGGUAACACGGCAUUGCAUGUGGCUACCAGGAAAAAGCGAGUUGAGAUAGUGAAUGAGUUAUUACUUCUGCCUGACACCAACGUUAAUGCAUUAACCAGAGACCACAAAACAGCCCUUGACAUUGCUGAAAACCUUCCCCUCUCUGAAGAGGCAUCAGAUAUAAAGGCCUGUCUUUCACGAUGGGGGGCACUUAGAGCCAACGAGCUAAACCAACCAAGGGAUGAAUUGAGGAAAACUGUCACUCAAAUUAAGAAAGAUGUUCACACCCAACUAGAACAAACGAAAAGAACCAACAAAAAUGUUCAUAAUAUUUCCAAAGAGCUAAGGAAGCUCCACAGGGAAGGAAUUAACAAUGCCACAAACUCAGUGACAGUGGUGGCUGUGUUGUUUGCUACAGUUGCUUUUGCUGCUAUAUUCACCGUGCCUGGUGGGGAUAAUGAUGAUGGCUCAGCUGUGGUAGCAGCUUAUGCUGCUUUUAAAAUCUUCUUUGUCUUCAAUGCUAUUGCACUUUUUACAUCUUUGGCUGUUGUGGUUGUUCAAAUUACCUUGGUUAGAGGUGAAACUAAAGCGGAGAAAAGGGUGGUAGAGGUGAUCAACAAGCUGAUGUGGUUGGCUUCUGUAUGUACUUCAGUGGCAUUUAUUGCCUCUUCUUACAUAGUUGUGGGUAGGAAGAACGAGUGGGCUGCGAUUUUGGUCACAGUAGUUGGAGGGGUGAUAAUAUCUGGAGUCCUUGGCACCAUGACUUUCUAUGUAGUGAGGUCUAAGAGAAGCAGUUCAAUGAGGAAGAAGGAAAAGCAGCAGCUAGCUAGGAGGAGUGGAUCCAACUCAUGGCAUCAUUCUGAAUUCUCAAAUUCUGAGGUUGAUCGAAUUUAUGCUCUCUGAUUUUGAUCUCGCAGCUUUUUGGGUGAUUGUGAAGACCAAAUUAUGGGGUAUAAGAUAACAGGUGUUUAGAGCUUGCUCCAUAUUACCACUUUAAGGGUUCACUAAGAACCCCUAAUGUGACAUGUUGUGUACACUGUACAGGCAAUUGUUUUCUGCUGUAGGAUCUUGACAAAUUGCAAUGAAGCCAUAAUCGUUAUUGUAACUGUUAAAUGGUGCACUGCAGGGCCUAUGUAAGCACCUGUAUCUUAAUCCCAGGUUGUGAUUUGCUAGUGUUAUAAACCGAACAUUGUUUUAAUUAUCAAUUUAUGUAUUGAUAUCAAAAUAUGCCUACUAUCCCAGUUGGUUACUGAAUGUUUUAUUACUAGAUUUCUCUUGGGGGGCUUUUCAAUUCAUACAGGACCUUGAUAAUGCUGCAUUUUAUUUAGAAAAAUGAAGAACU